This is a messenger RNA of Solenopsis invicta (red fire ant), 2867 nucleotides long. Its product is annotated as serine-rich adhesin for platelets. The transcript is spliced from 3 exons. Lineage: Eukaryota; Metazoa; Arthropoda; Insecta; Hymenoptera; Formicidae. The coding region runs from base 63 to 2867 and encodes 934 amino acids. The record is from RefSeq and is a predicted model, not a curated record.
CUGUAGUCCAACAGUCUUCGCAGUAGAUCGGUAGGUGAGCGGAAUUUCGUGCGAGCUACGAUAUGAGGAUCACGUGUCUUAUUACGGUCUGUGCGUAUCUAUCGUCAACAGUAUCCACUGAGGAAACCCAAUAUUUGAAUAAGUUCCAGAGAACAGAAUCACAAAAAGAAUUUGUCUUUGAUGCUACGACGAGGAAAGAAAGAAAUCCCAUCAUUGGGAUUCCACCCGAUGUAUUAUCAAUAUUGCAAGUUACUCGACCGCGGGAACAAAUCAGUAUUGUCCAGAAGCCUUAUUACAGAAAGGUCCGCCAAUCUCCGUCUAAACCAGUAAAACCUUUACAACAAUAUCCUCUUAAUAGCUCGAGACGUCCGCCAUUAAAACGUGUGAGAAUCCGCUCGAUCGACGGAUAUGAGGUGAAUGAAAAUGAAGUCAACGAGUUCGUUCAGGAAGGGACUCCAGAAGAGAUCCCAGACGAAGGACCGAUUUACAUCAAGCCUGUGGUUCGCGUCACAAAGAAAAAUCUUUUCGAUUCUUUUCUGGAAAUAUUGGAUCAAUUGCUGAAUCCGGGGGAAUCCAGAAAGGAGCUGGGUCCAAUCGUCGGACCCAUCAAGAUCCCGGGAUCUAGUCGCAAGAUCUUUCUGCGCCUGAUGGAACCGGUCGACUCGAGUCACGUUAACGUGCGCUUCGUAACGCAAGUACCGGUUCCCGUGGUGGAUGAGAAGUCUAUCUUAGGCAAGGAACACAAGACUGCCUUCUCGUUUCAUUCGAACAAUCCCGCUACCACAAUUUUGAAUCGAUACCCUAUCGUGUUGAAUGACGAGAUCUUCAGUUCCUCCAACCGUCAUCAGGUUAAAGUGCCUCAAAACGCCACUCGCGUUUCCGCCAAAGGUCGAAAAGUGCAACCUAAACCUACGACUAAGCCAAAGAAUCCUUCGGAAGAUGCCGUGGAAAGCAAUACGGAAAAUGUAUUGCCUGUUAAAGUGGCAGCUGCCAGCGGAGCGGAAAGCGAUAAGAACCACUUGUACUAUCAGUAUCACACAGCAUCGUCGGGAGACGAUGCUGUGAAACAGGUGACGGAGAUAAUUAAAAAUGAAGAAUCGAAACACGAACAAAGUUUGAAGAACUCCAUAGAACCCUACCAGCUAAGCACGCAUCGUUUGCCUCUUCGGCAGGUGGCCCCGUUAUACCCGCUAUCGGCGAUGGGACAUACCGAUUCUAGCUCUUACGAGAAUACGUACAAAGUACCGAGCGACAGUCUCACCGCUCCCGGUCAGUACACGAGCUCGUACGAGCAAUACAGCGACGCUAAUGCAGGCUCGGUAGUCUAUGAUCAAUUUUACAGCAUCCCGAACACUUACUCGACCACCUAUCAGAAGCAAAACGAGUUUAGUAACGCCCCGAGCUCUUACUCGAUCUCUUAUCAGAAUCAAAACGAGUUCAACAACGCCCCGAGCUCCACUUCUUACGUCAAGCAGAACGAUCUUUUCAAUGCCCCCACCACCUAUGCGAGUUCUUACGAGAAGCCGACCAACGUUCCACCAUCACCGCCGACCACUUACGCGACUUCUCACGAGACGCAAAACGUCGUUCAAGCUGCUUCAAAUUCUCAGGAUGCACUUCGUGUCGUUGAUCCGCCAGCUUAUAAUCCUGAGCCUCGGCAACUCUUCGGAAAUCAAGCCAAUAUCGAAUUCGAACCUAUAAUUCCACAACAGCGUUACAAUUUUCCUAACGAGGUAGGCUCGUUGCCACGCAAUAAUGCGCAGAACGGCCAACUCUCGAACGCUCAGGUGACAUGGGGUAAGCCGAAAUGGGAGAAUUCUGAAGCGAAUUUCCAGAAAAAUGAGUCUAAUUUCCAAAAGAGCGUGGAGAUCACCUCCGAUGGCAAUCGCGAGAAAUGGCAUCCGCUUGCGUUCGUGGCCGAAGACGCGGAUUGGCAGAAGGCGUUCACCAAUUUGGCGAACGUCGCGAUUGGUAAUCAUGACGAAAUCAUCACGAGAGAACCAUUGGUCAAUCGUCCGAGACAGGCUCCGCGAAGCACUACGCCGGGCACGAUCGAGAAAGAAAGGAUCGAUCAACGUCAAAGCAAUAGGCGUCGCAAGUCUUCGGCCGCGGUUACUCGAAGUCCAAGAUGUUCGCCUUCGGACAAGGGGGACAGAUGCGAACAAACGGAACCCACGAUCGCUUCGCUGCUUCCAGCGGAAAGGAUCGUCAUGGAGGAGCAAAUACAACCGGUUGCCAAUAUUAAACAGGUUGUGAUUACUCCAAAACCGAUAGUGAGCACUACGAUCGAAUCUUUGCGAUUGAACGCUACGAAGAGCAGCUGGAUAAUACAGGAACCGCAGCCACUGGUGAUGACGACCGAGAGUCCUACGACCGAGAGUCCUACGACGAACAGCGUGACAGAGAAAUCUUCGUCAUUGAUUAAAGCGAUUAAGAGUACGACGGGGAAAUCAGUCGAGAGUAAAACGAGAAGAUCAAUAGUGAGUAAUUUAAUAGAGAAAUCUGUGGCGAGCAGUACGACGGAAAAAUCGACAAGUGGCACGUCGGAGGCGUCAAUACCAAAUAAUACCGCGAAAAGGCUGCGGUUGCCAAAGCGGCCUAUGAUAAUGAAAAAACCGUCUUUUGUAUUGAAAAGAGACGAGUCGGACAGCACGACGCGAAAGACGAUAGCGGAUACCACGACGCGAAAGACGAUAGCGGAUACCACGACGCGAAAGACGAUAGCGGAUACCACGACGCGGAAACCGACGACGAAAACGACGAAAACGACGAAAACGACGAAAACGACGACGGAGUCGUCGACGGAGAAAGCGAAGACGAGGCGACCGAAAUACCGCAACGCGGUUGCAAAAACGAGUACCACUUGA